AACUUUUCUGUCGGAUAAAAUUCUUUAUUUCUUCAAGUUUGUCCUGCAUUUUGUCAUUGUACAUGAAUGUCCUGCAUGCCUGGGACUAGGAGAACAAAGAGGCAGGUACAACUUGUGCACAAGUUUGGAACUUAAUGUUGCUUUUUGGGGGGAAAUGUUACGAAGGAAAUGCUGGACUCCAAUACUGACCGGACGAACACGUAGUAUUCAUUGAGAUGCAUGGAUGGAAACGACCACAAGCAUGCAAGGAAUUAAAAACCUUUCUCGUACAAAACCGCACCGACUCCCCAAACCUCGUCAACCUUGUUAUUAUGGUGAGCUGCAACCAUCCAAACUGAUGAUUGGUAAUCGAAACAAGAGAGACAGAACACAACAUGGCAGGUCUUCUCGGUCGAAAAAAGAAGAAGAAAGCUCAGCUGGAGCUGAACGGCGAGCUACCGUUCUUCGAUGUGCACUACCUGGGUCGAACCCUCACCAAGACAAAGAUGGGUCGAGAGUGCACCAGGCAUGCCGUAAGCGAUCUCGUCAAGAAGGCCCAGGGCCGGGAGCUUCAGACGGUCAGCUUAACCAUAUCCAGUAGGGGUAUAUGGGUCACGGAGAAAUCUGGCCAUCGGAGUGGCCGGGAGACAUUCAUUCCGAUUUACUCGGUGACUUAUGGAGCUGCUGACAAGACGUAUCAGAACGUCUUCACUAUAGUCACUAACUAUCGUCCGCAGACGAAGAGUGACCAGGGACAGGAGAAGGACAGCGGUAGUAGUGGGGUAGGUUCAAAUAAUGGCAGCAAUGGUGACACUGUGGUUGUUGAUGUCAACACCAAGGGCAAAGUUGAUGACUAUAAGGCUUUGAAAUCUGCCAAGUCCUCAGCCGAGGAGAAAUUUGUAUGCCAUGCUUUCCUUUGCCGUGACCCCGUGCUUGCCCGUGCGAUGGUUGUGUACCUCCUGAAAGCCUUCAAGGUGGCCUUCGAAGCUUGGAGCAGGUGCUUAAAGAGUGAGCAACUCAGGGAGAGGAUCAAAGCAGGACCCGGUGUGGUGCUGGACUCGGACCCCAACAAAACAGACGCGAGCCGCAAAGAGUCUCGCAAGAGCAUACCUAGCAUUGAGCCGAGUAAUAAACCACCCGAAGAAACGACUGCUCUCGUGGACAAAGUUGCCGCCUGGAUGGAUAGAUGGUUCCAUAUUGGGACCAGCAAGAAGCACAAUGUAUCCUCAUCAGAUGAUAUUCACCCGGACCUGCUUGAAUUCGAAGAGUUUUCGAGGAGAAUGCAGGAGUUUUCUGACCCGACUGUGCUGAACUUUGAUGUGGACAUUGAGGAGGAAUUGAAGGAUGUGGAGGUGUGUAGUGUAUUGAACGAUGUAGCGACGCGAGAGCCCGUAGCAUUGGAGGAUGGGCAGGAUGAGCCAUCCAAUAACGCAACACACUCUAGUGGAACUCGUAGGGCAAAAAGUGUCCCAGAUGGACGCUGAUAUGUUUUUUUUAAGAAACACGAAGGGUAUUAAGUUUGACAAACUGGGGUGCCGAAUAUAGAAUGUUUCUCCUUAAAAUUUUGCAUGAAAUGUUGCCCCGUUAGUCCCGAUUUCUUGAUCAUACUAACCUGUCGCUUAGUCGCGAUAUUUUCUUGGAACCAUACAUCGGACAGUCUGUGUCUUUAAACUUCAGAUGAGAGUGAGAUUUAUUGUGACCAUUUUGAGAAACGCAAGUGGUAAUCAAAAGCAAAAGCUAAUUAUGAUUAUAUUUGUAACAGAAUAUGACAUAAGAAUAUUUAUUUAUGCAUUUCCUGCUCUCAACAGUAAUUUAGCUAAGCAAUGUAGUGUAGGUGGUUCUUUGUUAGUUUGUUUGCUUGUUGCUCUUGGUGUUGUUUUGGGAAUCCUAAGUAAAUAUUGCCAUAAGCAAAUCUCUGUGCCACCGCUAUUCAAUCUUUCGGGGAAACUAAUCUGGUCCCAAAUUUAUAGAGCUGUUAGCAGAAAAUACUAAUUAGCAAAUUUGUUUUGCAGAUCAAAUAAUGGAUGGGCGUCAUUUUCAACAAUGUCAACUUAGAGGAAUUUUUUCCUGUGCUUAGCACAACUUUGUGCUUAUAAUAGGCUGAAUGAAAUUGGGCCUAUAGUCGACUGACUAUUUUAAGAUUACCGCAAAUCUUUGAAGAAGCUCAGUUCAGUGUUUUCCUCUCGGAAGAAGUCUAUCCUUUAUCUUUGGUCCGUGUUGGUGUGUAUUUUUGUUGAAAAGAACACCCAAUGACAAGCUUAACAGAAUAGUAACGCAUUUUGUAGGUGAACACUGAACCAGUAGUUCAUUAUUAUCUUCCUUAACUAUUUUGUACACGUGACACCUCUCGGCAUUUUUUUUUUAAAGACAUGUACUUUUUAUUCAGAAAAUUAUCAAAAUUGUACUGUAAAUAUUUAUUGAAUCCAAAUUAUUCCUUCUAAGGCAACAAGUCGUUUUCCUACUCUCAUACGAAAUGUUUGCUAUUAAAUUUGUUAUUCUUUUGAUAUAAUAGUUGUGUAUAUGUCACUGUAAUUCACAAUUUUAAACUCAUAUGGCACUUUGAUAUCUGAUCUGAAAGUCGUGUAUUCUUUGUGCUUUUUGGCGAACAACCAACAUGCUAUGUAAUUGAAAUUUCAGUAUUUUCAUUAGAAGCAUUUUUUUCUUUUGCACAAUAAUAUCACAAUAUUUUAACACUGCAGUGUAUUGAGCAUGCUUAAUUUGGAGUGACAAGUAUGUUUUUCAGAAACAAACAGGUGGUAAGAAUCAUGAUCACACAACACAUGAGGGGGUGCUUGAUUUGGGUCAAAAACAGCUGCAUUAAAACGGGAGAAGAACUGGAUUGUUGCAUCAACAAUUAACAAGUUCAAGUGAAGGUAAUGGAGUCAUCUUUGUCGCUAAUAAUUCCUCAAAUAUCCUAUCAUUAGAUAUUAUAAUAAGUACUUUAUAUGCACAAGCUAGUUUAUUACAAACUAAACCCAUUCUUAUUUAUUUAAAAUGGGCGUUCUUCCUACCAAAUAUUGUAUUCUUGGUAAUAUUAUUCAGAGUGAUGUAAUGUGCCAUUUAAUUACGUGUAUUAAUUCAGAGUAAUUCUUUGAUGUUUAUCUGACUUUUAUUGUUUAUAAAACGGAACAUUUCUUACUUCACAUUUUAAUAAACCUUGACAAUGUUCUCUGUAUUCGGAUCGCUUUGUUUUAUGGUUGUUGAUUCUAUCACCCCACCCCCCCC
Molecule: messenger RNA, 3204 nt
Organism: Asterias rubens (European starfish)
Lineage: Eukaryota; Metazoa; Echinodermata; Asteroidea; Forcipulatida; Asteriidae
Product: low density lipoprotein receptor adapter protein 1-B-like
Source: RefSeq, a predicted model, not a curated record